AUGCGGGCCCAUGCCUGGCCCGAGGCCGUCCCUGCGCAACUCUUCGAGCUGGUGCUGACCCGGGACCACUGCAAGCCCGCCAGCGCGGCCGCCAUCGCAGCGCGGGGCGGCAACCCAUGGGACACGGUCAAGCCGCUGGCGCACCACUUCCCCCGCCUGGAUCAGGUGCUACUGAUCGACGACUCGCCGCACAAGGCGGCGGCAGACGAGGCCCCCAACAUGAUCGUGAUGCCCGGCUGGGCCGGGCCGGGGGCCGGAAAGGGCGACAGCGCCCUGCCCGUGCUCGUGGAGGCACUGCUGGACCUGGCUGCGACUGGGCAGGCCCUGGCCGCCGCUGGGAAGCCCGUGCCGGACCUGAGGCGGCACUCGGGGGCCAUCAGCGCGCGCCUGGCGGCACUGGCCGUCCCUGCCACUGAGCUCAGGGCGGGUAGCGCCCUGGAGGCGUCCGACGACGCGAGCUCGGCGGACCCGGCGAGCACAGGCCGCCGCAAGCGCAGCAAGGCCGGCAUCACGAGCGAGUUCCCUGAGGUGACCCAGGCUGAUGUGGAUCGAUUUGCGGACAUGUACCCGCCGCAAACGCCCGGCGUCCUGCCGGAGUGGGCCGUGCAGGCGGCUGUGACGCUGCUCGGACAUGUCGUAGAGAGGCUGUGGGCGAGAUUCCCACCCGGCACCGGCAUAGACAGACUGAACAACAAGCUCGACACCAACCCACAACUUCGCGUACUGUUCGGCACCUCUGUGCGCCGGGCGCUGGAGGCCUGCAUGGCCCGGGGCUCGCUGAGCAUGGCGACCCUGCCCUCCUUCGGGCCCUGGAUCGCGCUGGGCGGCGCGGCACCCCCCCUCGAUCCGGAGCGCGACGUGGCCGGACUGUUCGCAGUGCGCAGGCCCGGCCCCUUCGGCGGCCACGCGGAGGUGGCGUUUCAGCCCGGGCGGGCCGCCGACCCCGUGCCGGAGGAGCAGCUCAAGGAGGCGCUGGCCAUCUUCAGGCUGGCGGUGCAACGCCUGCUGGGCGCCGUCCAUCCGGCGCCACCCGCCCGCCGGGAUGCUGGUGGGGGGCAGCGGACCCUCACCCCCCUGCAUGCCGAGGUGCUGAGCUUUGCGCGGCAGGCCGCCCCCACCCGGCAGGAGGUUGGAGACAUGAAGCGUGCCCUGAUGAGCCUGGCGGAGGUGGCCACCCGCCUGUGGCCCCACUCCCAGACCAUGCUUUUUGGGAGUCAGGCCACGGGCCUGACGUUGCCGGGGGGCGACCUGGAUGUGGUCAUCCUGGGGGUCGGCUCCGAGCUGGACACGGCGGGCUCGGGGUUCUCAGCACGCGAGCGCCAGCAGAAGGUGCAGCUGCUGGAGGACCUGCUGGACGCGCUGCUCGCCACCAAGCUGCUGCAGGGGCGCGUGGAGCUGAUCGACGCGCGCGUGCCCAUCAUCAAGUGCUGCAUGGCCGCGGCCGGCGGCCUCCAUGUCGACAUCUCCCUCGGCACGGCCAACGGCGCGGCGGCCGCGCGCUACGUUCGCGCUCAGGUGCUGGCGAUCCCGCCGCUGCGCCCGCUGUGUCUGGUGAUCAAGGCCCUGCUCAGGCAGAAGGGGUUCAACCAGGUAUUCACCGGCGGCAUCUCCUCCUACUCCCUCUGCAACAUGGUGCGCAUGUGGGUGCUGGCCUAUCUGCAGAGCGAGGGUUACAAGCUGGGCGAGGUCCCCGGGGACCCAGGAGAAGUGAGCUCGGAGCUGGAGGGUGUGUUCGCCUUCCUGACCGACCUCCACUGCGAGGGGCUGCAUGGCGAGAGCGCCGGCCCCGGCCCCCCCGGGGCGAGCACGGCGGACCUGGGGCGGCUGCUGUGGGGCUUCUGCAACCUGUUUGGGUACGCCUUCCGCUACAGCCACCAGGCCGUUUCGCCAGCGCGGGGCGGCAUCUGCAAGAAGAUCGGGCCUUGGAGGCAGGACCACCGGGGCUGGCUGCUGGCCGUGGAGGACCCCCAACAGAUGGGCAAAGACAUCGGUUCAGGGAGCUACGAGAUCCGAGCCAUCCGGGAGAUGUUUGCCGAAGUGGCAGACAAGCUGGGGGAGAGCCUGGAGGACCUUGCGGCGCAGCGGCAGGCUCGGGGGUGCCAGCCGGCCUCGCCGCCUCCCCUCCUGCCUGGCAUCGUGGACAUGGUGGCCGCGGUGGCCCGUGGUGCGUCCGGCCUCAAGGCACGGCGAGCGCUGGAGGCACAGCAGACUGCCAAGAGCGCCGAGGCCAAGAGGUAUCGCUCCCAGUCGCCGCGUCGCUCGUAUGGCCGGCACAGACCCUGGGAGGAGGAGUGGGGAAAGCGGCUCAGGUCGCCGUCACCUCCCUCGGGGGAGCAGCGGGAGAGGCCCUACAGCGGCCGGACGCCCUACCAGCCCCAGCGCUCCUCCAGGCACACGCCCUUGCCCAGGCUCACGCCUAAAGGGAAAGCGGGUCCCAAGCCAAAAGCCACGCCCCAGCCGAGUGCCGCGCACAAGCCCACUUCGGGAGGCAAAGGCAAGGGCACAAAGCGGGCCCGGGCUGUGGAGGCGCAGUGGAGCAACAAGAAGGGGCAGUUCCUCGAGAGCAGGUGCUUUGUGCGGCUAUUUGAGGAAAAAGGGGUUCAGGGCGGGUCCUGA
Messenger RNA from Auxenochlorella protothecoides, 2616 nucleotides. Its product is annotated as Poly(A) RNA polymerase protein 2. Bases 1 to 2616 code for a protein of 871 amino acids. Gene Ontology annotation, biological process: RNA 3'-end processing. Gene Ontology annotation, cellular component: TRAMP complex; nucleolus. Gene Ontology annotation, molecular function: mRNA binding; poly(A) RNA polymerase activity. NCBI's taxonomy places the organism in Eukaryota, Viridiplantae, Chlorophyta, Trebouxiophyceae, Chlorellales, Chlorellaceae. The transcript is spliced from 6 exons. The record is from RefSeq and is a predicted model, not a curated record.